Molecule: messenger RNA, 1695 nt
Organism: Rhipicephalus microplus (southern cattle tick)
Lineage: Eukaryota; Metazoa; Arthropoda; Arachnida; Ixodida; Ixodidae
Biological process (GO): nucleoside transmembrane transport
Cellular component (GO): plasma membrane
Molecular function (GO): nucleoside:sodium symporter activity
Source: RefSeq, a predicted model, not a curated record
AUGACUCUCUAUUUUGUGCUCGUCUGCUUUCAAGACCCUCAGAGAGCGUCCGAGGAGAGUCUGGCCUCGGCCGACGACUCCAUCGAAGAGACGCACAGCGUCAUGUCCUUCAUCAUGUCGCGGCUGCCCGACCACGCGUCCGUCCUGCCCGAGGAGGUCGACGCCGUUUCCUCCGGCUUGGUCGCCGGCCUCGCAACGGCCAGCACCACGACGUUGGCGUACGGCUUGCCCUGCGGCGACGGGGCGCCCGCGUUGCCGCCUCUGUUUCCCGUCGAGGUCCGCAAGCACCAUAUCCGUUGGGUCGCUCUAAUUGCGUACCUGCCCCGGCUGCUCAGACUGAUCCUGCUCCUGGUCGCGCACGCCACUCUCCUGGUCGCCUUUUUCGAAGUCGGAUGGGACAAAAACAUCGCCGUGUCGCUGUGCGCAUCUGCCGCAGCCGUGACCGCCAUGCUGCUGCUCGUCACCAUCGACUCGCGGCUGCACCGACCCCGUCUUACGGCUGUCCUUGGAGUUGUGCUACUAGUCGGUUUCGGCUACAUCUUUUCCAAAAACCGGAGCAAGUUUGCGCUGGGUCUGUUACUGGUACGCUGGCAUGUUGGGCGAAGUGCUCUGGCCUGCCUCGCCGAGAAGAUGGCCACCAUCAUUUCAUUCGCUGAGCACGGGGGAGGUUUCGCGUUCGGAUACCUGAGCACGGGGGAGCUCCAAGGAGGCCUGCCCCGUCAAGAGCCCAUGCUCGGAGUUACGGUGGUAUCGACCGUGGUGUUCUUCGGACUGCUGGUUUCAAUACUGUGUCACUACGGUAUUCUGGAAUGCCUGGCUUCAUGGUUCGCCAGGCUUAUUUCUGCAACCAUUGGAACCACGGCCCUCGAGUCCUAUUGCGCCGCCUGCAGCAUCUAUCUUGGCAUGGCCGACUCGGCGGCUCUGGUGAGGAUUCAUUUGGCGCAGCUGACGAGAUCCGAGCUGCACACAGUCAUGACGUGCGGCUUCGCCACGAUAUCAGGGAGCCUGUUCGUGGUAUUCACAAUCUUCGGCGUAAAGGCCGAACACAUGUUGGCGGCCUCAGUGAUGUCCGCGCCAGCAGCCCUCGGGUUCUCCAAACUUUUUUACCCCGAGACAGAGGAUAGCAGCAGUGAUUUAGAAACCAUUAAAGACGUUCGAAGGAGCUGCAGAAGCAGCUCCAACGUCUUCGAGUCCAUGGCACGGAGCGUGUCCUCCCUGCUUGCGGUGGCGGCCAAUGUGGUGGCAUCGCUGCUGGCAUUUGUGGCCUGCAUCGCAUUAGCUGACGCUGUACUGGCGCACGUUGGCUCACUCGUCGGUUGGAAACUCAGCGUGAACUGGCUGGUGGGCCGCCUGUUCAUCCCGCUAGCGUUGGGCAUGGGCCUGAGCGUGGACGAGUCAUCACGCGUUGCUUCCUUGGUGGGCCUGAAGAUGGUGCUCAAUGAGGUGUUCGCCCAAAACGAGAUGGGUCGGUUGGCUCGUGAAGGUCUGCUGUCCCCGCGUGCGCGACUACUGUGCACGCAUGCCCUCUGCGGAUUCUCGAGCCUCGGCGCCCUGGGCGUCCAGCUGGGCGUAAUCACCGCACUGGUGCCCGAACGGCUUUCGGACUGCGCCCGCGUCGCGGGACGCGCACUGAUCGCCGGUUCGAUCACCUGCUUCUUGACCGCUUGCACCGCUGAUCUCUCAGCUGCAUCUUAA